Messenger RNA from Metarhizium album ARSEF 1941, 1683 nucleotides. Its product is annotated as ribonuclease Z. Gene Ontology annotation, molecular function: DNA-binding transcription factor activity. Gene Ontology annotation, biological process: regulation of DNA-templated transcription. The record is from RefSeq and is a predicted model, not a curated record. Lineage: Eukaryota; Fungi; Ascomycota; Sordariomycetes; Hypocreales; Clavicipitaceae. The coding region runs from base 1 to 1683 and encodes 560 amino acids. The transcript is spliced from 2 exons.
AUGUCGACCUCGAGCCAAAACAUCGAUGUCGAUGCCCUCCUCGACUUUUCUGCCUGUGAUGGCAGCUACAACUCCCCGUCAUCACCCUCGACAUCUUCAAAACUCACUUUCGCCAGCCCAGUCACAGCCGCCGUCAGCACACCGAGUCUGUCCUCAACGUCCCAGACACUGAGUGGUCCCAGUCACAAUUAUGACAUGUACCGCCAGCAGACUGGAUUCGUGCCUGGCGCCCUGACAAAUACCAUGGCCGUGAACCAGUCCAACAACACCGGCUACCAGGACCUGAGUAGCCUCGACUAUCUUUCUAGCUUCAGCCCCGAGAACGAUGUCUUCGAUUUCAACGCCUCGCCCUCGCAGGCUACCAUAGACAUGGAGUUUGACUCCCCUGCGGACUCGCAGCUCUUCUCUACCGUCAAUCCCGGCAACAUCGAACAGGAUAGCUCCGCCCUCCCCCAGACAAGCAGCGUCGGUCGUCUAUGGCCUGGCGCCCACUCCCAAGCCGCUCUCGCCAAGGCCCAAGCUCAACAACGACAGCAGCAGCAACAGCAGCAACAGCAGCAACAGCUCAUCCAGCAGAAUCAGCGCCCGGGCCCUGCAAAGCCUCGCGGCAAGGCUUCUCAGCCCACUGAUCCUAUCGUUGAGCAGAAGAUUACCCAGCUCCUUAACUCGAUGCGGGCCAAGCCUGCGUCAGAUGAGCUCGAGUCUCAGUCCAUUACCAACAACCUGCCCAGGGCCAAGAAGGAUGAGGAGGAAAUGGACGAGGACGAGCGUCUGCUUGCUAGUGAGGAAGGCAAGAAGCUCAGCAGCAAGGAGCGACGACAACUUAGAAACAAGGUGUCCGCUCGUGCUUUCCGAUCCCGCAGAAAAGAAUACAUCUCCCAGCUUGAAGCCGAGAUCGCAAACAAGGUCAACGAGAACGGUGACCUGAGGUCCCAGAACCGUGCUCUCAUGGACGAGAAUAAGCGGCUGACUGAUCUGACUCGCAUGCUUCUUUCAUCGCCGUCAUUUUCUACUUUUCUUGACAACCUCAGCGCCAACCCUACCUGUGUCCCCCAGGGCACUCCCGUCAAAAUCGAACAGGCGCCGCAGCAGGAACAGAAUCAAAUCCCCAAGGACGUCAACGCCUACAACAGCCAGUUCUCCUCGCCGCAGCAAAUCGGAAUGGCCAUGAUCCCUGAGCAGACGAUGGACUUUUCUCUUCUUAGCCUUGGCCACACCUACAACUUCCAACCUCAGGUCUUCGUUGUUGACACCCCUGAAGUACCCAAUGCCAUUGACGCUUCCGUUCUCUCUGGAAAGAUGUCCAACUUUGUAGAAGAGUCAUUCAGCUCUGAUGAUGAAAAGCUCGAGGUACCCGUCAUUGACCGGCCGGUUGAGACUAAAGCUCUGGCUACACCUGGGUCUCCUAUGGACGAUGAGUUUGAGUCCGACCCUGAGUUCGCCCUGUUCCAUACGGAAGCCGAUACUACUACCCCAACACCGAGAGAUAUUGACACUGAGAACCUGACUGGUGUCGACCUCUUCGGCGGUAUCGUGUCUGAGAAGCUGCUUUCCCGCUACGAACUUGUUGAUGCUACAGAGGAAGAGACUACGGCCGCUUUUGCCAUGGCUCGUGUCCAACGAUUAAGUGCCAACACUGACGCGGUUGUGUCAAGGUUAGAACUCUUGACCAUUGGCUUGUAA